This is a messenger RNA of Gasterosteus aculeatus aculeatus (three-spined stickleback), 1271 nucleotides long. RefSeq names its product protein phosphatase 6, catalytic subunit (gene ppp6c). The record is from RefSeq and is a predicted model, not a curated record. NCBI's taxonomy places the organism in Eukaryota, Metazoa, Chordata, Actinopteri, Perciformes, Gasterosteidae. Gene Ontology annotation, molecular function: protein serine/threonine phosphatase activity.
UACUUUACACCAGUGAUGACAGUUGAACAUGAAGGAGCAGUGAAGAAGAAAAGGAACUUGCUAGCCGCCGGCUAACUACUUUAGCGCGUUGGCAAUGGCGCCUUUAGACCUUGACAAUUACGUUGAAAUAGCGAGACACUGCAAGUACCUGCCGGAAAAUGAUCUAAAGAGAUUAUGUGACUACGUAUGUGAUUUACUGCUGGAGGAAUCAAAUGUUCAGCCAGUCUCUACUCCAGUUACUGUUUGUGGAGAUAUUCAUGGUCAGUUUUAUGAUCUUUGCGAGCUCUUCAGAACUGGAGGCCAAGUUCCAGACACAAAUUACAUUUUCAUGGGCGACUUCGUAGACCGAGGAUAUUAUAGCUUGGAGACAUUUACACAUCUGCUGGCUUUAAAAGCAAAGUGGCCCGAUCGCAUCACACUUCUACGUGGAAACCAUGAGAGCAGACAGAUAACGCAAGUGUACGGCUUUUAUGAUGAGUGCCAAACAAAAUAUGGAAAUGCAAAUGCCUGGCGGUAUUGCACCAAAGUGUUCGACAUGCUGACUGUUGCAGCCUUGAUAGAUGAGCAGGUCCUGUGUGUCCAUGGUGGUCUUUCGCCUGACAUCAAGACGUUGGACCAGAUCCGCACGAUCGAACGCAACCAGGAGAUCCCCCACAAGGGGGCCUUCUGUGACCUUGUGUGGUCAGAUCCAGAAGAUGUGGACACCUGGGCGAUCAGUCCGCGAGGUGCAGGCUGGCUGUUUGGCUCCAAGGUUACCAAUGAGUUUGUGCACAUCAACAAUCUGAAGCUAAUCUGCCGCGCACAUCAGCUGGUUCACGAAGGCUACAAGUUCAUGUUCGAUGAGAAGCUGGUGACCGUGUGGUCGGCGCCCAACUACUGCUAUCGCUGCGGAAACAUCGCGUCCAUCAUGGUCUUCAAGGACGUCAACAGACGAGAGCCCAAGCUGUUCCGUGCCGUGCCCGACUCAGAGCGUGUCAUACCUCCCCGAACUACGACCCCCUACUUCCUCUAGACAAGAGCCAGUCCUCUCACAUAUUUUACAAAGUAACGGCCCUUUCAGGUCCACUGCAUAUUGAACAGUGACAGGUUCCUUCUAAGGCUACAGUCUGUUUGCACCACACUCACUUGUUCUGUAUUUAAACCUUCUGCAAUGAGAAGAUACCUUUUUAAGUUUCCUCAUAUUUUGUUGAUAAAACGUGGACUUGUUAGAUCUCGAUGUUUAUGUAUCCCAAUGAAGCAAAUAAAACAUUUAAAUUGGUGCUAACUGCCAA